This is a messenger RNA of Sipha flava (yellow sugarcane aphid), 1846 nucleotides long. Its product is annotated as CCR4-NOT transcription complex subunit 1-like. NCBI's taxonomy places the organism in Eukaryota, Metazoa, Arthropoda, Insecta, Hemiptera, Aphididae. Gene Ontology annotation, molecular function: molecular adaptor activity. The coding region runs from base 549 to 1766 and encodes 405 amino acids. The record is from RefSeq and is a predicted model, not a curated record. Gene Ontology annotation, cellular component: CCR4-NOT core complex; P-body. Gene Ontology annotation, biological process: nuclear-transcribed mRNA catabolic process, deadenylation-dependent decay. The transcript has 11 exons.
AGCUUCACCGUAGGCAAAAUUAUUAUGGUUGCACGAUUUACAACUACAGUGCCGUUAUAAUAAAACACACGCUGAAACGUACAGUCAUACCGGAGUACAAGUACAAACACCGUAUACAAUCACAUCCAGUGAUACUAUACCAGGGCCGCAAUUCGUAUAUAACCCAAAAAAAAACUUGGACCGCAAUUCGUACAUACCCCAAAAUAACUUGGGCAGCAAUUGGGAAGAAAUUUUUGCCUCGGGACGCAACUAACUAGUAGCCACCCUCUGAAAUUAUACGUCGGAUGUUGUCGGCGCGGAACCCGUAUGGUCUGCCUCAUCAAAAAUAAUUUCGGUGAACACUGAUAAAACAUUAGUAAUACACCAUACAUAAGUUAUGAAUUGACAAUACGUACAUAUUUUACACAUGACUGUUAAAAGUUUUUGAAAACCAGUCGAUUACUGAAUGCAAUCUACUUGAUAAUCUGAGUAAAGUUAUUUUACGAAGUUUUUCAUACACUUCUAUCGUUGAACAAUGAAAAAUAUUGAUUUUUAUAACUUAUUGCGCAAUGGUGCCCAGACAUAUAAAAGAGGAGGCACAUUACUACUUGGAGAAGGUCAAAAGUGAAUCUAAUGGAAUGUCAUCUAAUGAAUUUUUGGAUAAUUUGAUGUAUUUAAAUCAAUCAUCCAUCAAACAGAAUAAGGAAGUAUUUUCGUAUCUCAUGGACAAGUUGCUAGACGAGCGAACAUAUUACAUAGGAUAUUCUCGUUAUAUCCUUAUGAAAUAUGCUAAUAUUUAUGGUGGUAUCAUUGAAUAUGGACUCAUUCCCAAUCCCAAGGACUUAAGUAAAGCAUUGAAUUUCGUCCUGGUCUGCUUGAGUAGUAGACCACAAUCAAAAUUGUUCGAUUUCGGAAUAAGAUCACUGAACCGGUUCCACAAUAGCUUGAAAAAUCGCGGAGAAUUUUUCAAAAAUGUAGCAGCCAUUGCGCAUUUCGAAAAAUUCCCCUCGAAUUUAAUAGCGUCUAUUGUGGAAUACCGGGAAUGUACGACGGAACGCGUGAAAGAAGAAGUUACCAAUAGCCAACAGUCACCCGUGAUCUGCACCCCGACGACAACGUUGGACCCAGACACGAGGUCGGUCGAUCAAGUAAAAUGUGAUUUUGAAAAGCUCGACCGGACUGCAAACGGAAAAAAUAGGAUUAGGUCAAUCAUUAACAAUUUGUAUGUGAACAAAAUACGCGAAAAGAGUGACGAGAUAAAAGCCAUAAUGGGGGAAGAACUCGUUCAGUGGUUCGCGGCUUAUUUGGUCGAAUACCGUAUACAAUUUGAAUUUAAUUUACAUUCAUUGUAUUUGGACCUGCUGGACCAAAUUGGCAACGAGCAACUGAACGUCCUUAUCAUGGAAACAACGACGAAGAACAUCAGAUCGCUAUUGGAUAACAACACUCAUAAUAAUAAAGCUUUGCUCAAAAACCUUGGCCAUUGGUUGGGUCUUAUAACGUUGGCAAAAAAUAAGCCUUUACCAUUUGACAAAGGCUAUCUAAAAUCAAUAAUCUUGAAAGCGUCAGGAGUAGAAGAACUGAUGUAUACUGUUCCAUUUGUCGCAAAAGUACUUGUGUCCUGUGCCAAAAGCCAAACUUUUGCACCGAAAAGUCCGUGGACGUUGAGUAUUUUGAAAACCCUUGCGGAUGUUCAUAAACUACCGAACAUAAAGUUAAAUUUGAUGUUUGAAGUAGAAGUACUUUGUAAAUCAUUGAACAUUCAUCUUGAAAGACUUCAAAAUUGAAUAUGAUUUUUCAACGUUUCACGUGUGUUAACGGCAUUUUUAAGUCCGUAUAAAUCUAUUAUUAAAAUAUAAUGUUAAUU